Pseudovirgaria hyperparasitica is the source of this 1336-nucleotide messenger RNA. RefSeq lists its product as uncharacterized. Bases 373 to 1203 code for a protein of 276 amino acids. Gene Ontology annotation, molecular function: protein binding. The transcript is spliced from 3 exons. NCBI's taxonomy places the organism in Eukaryota, Fungi, Ascomycota, Dothideomycetes, Acrospermales, Acrospermaceae. The record is from RefSeq and is a predicted model, not a curated record.
GUUCUACCUAAUCUGAACCUGGGAUGUUAUUGGCACCGCCUCAGCCCAAUCUCUUGGCAAACCAUCCAGCCAGUCACUAUAUAUACGAGGCUCUCCCCCACACCCGCUUCCUUUGCUCACGCCUCGCCAAGUUCAACGUCAGAGCCAGCCGAAUACAUACGCUCGUUAGGUUCUCACUCUUCGCAGUGAAGAUUCUAGCCUGCUAAAGUUCCUCAGUGUCUUUUCUUUCUCUUUCCCGAGCAAAGAUCAGUCCUGAGAACUUCCGGAGCUCCCCUUCGCAUGCCACGAUAAUCAGCGCCACGCUCGCUCACCACGCUCUUUUCCCUCGCCAACCUUCGUCGCUCAUUCAACGAUUCCCCUCUUCGGAUCACAAUGUUCAAGCGCUCUUUCGCCUCGAAGGAUCGCGUCACUAAGGUGACCAAACAGCCGAAGAAAUCGUUCCGUGAGAAUAUUCAAGCCAAGCAGAAGAUGUUCGAGAAGAUGGACAGUCCCAUGUCCAUGGGCAGCACCUCUCCUGGUCUUACCAGUGCCAUCAUCACUCUUGUGAUUGGCAAAGACCAGCGAUUGUUCGCUGCUCACGAAGACGUACUGUGCUACUCGCCGUUCUUUGCUUCGGCGCUGCGAGGCCAGUUCUUCGACGACACUCGACGCAUCAACCUGCCCGACGAAGAAGCUGAAGUCUUUUCCUGUAUCCUCGAGUAUCUCUACAAGGGGGACUACUAUCCCCGCCUCCUGCAAGACAAGAGGCACAACACAUGGAUACUAGAAGGUGCAGUCUCCUCCCCGGAUCCGUCCGAUAAAACUGGCGGUCGCGGUCCAGUCGAGCCCACAAUCUAUCAUUCGGGUGUGGGCGAUGUCAUCUUGCGUGACACAGCGGUGUACUGCGCCGCAGAGCGGUACGGUCUCGAGGAGCUCAAGAAGCUCGCUCUGCGCAAGCAGGGUCUCCAAAGUGGGAUCGAGGUUGGCACCAUUCUCCGCAGUGCUCGCUACGCGUAUGACAACACUCCCGACAAUGACUCGAGGCUCCGCGCUCACUACCUUGCUCUCAUUAUCCGUAGCCGACGCACUUUCAAGCGCAGUGGCACAAUGCAGAUGGAGAUGGAGAUUGGCGGUAAAUUGUUCUUUGAUCUCUUCGUGGCGAUGUGCAACCACAUCGAUGAUAUUGUGGACAUCUCGAACUCGAAAUCUCCCAAGACCAUCUAGACUGGCUUGCACAGAACCUUGGACGAGCAUCAAACAUCCCGCUCGGAGUUGCCCAGAAUGAGAAGUCCCCCAAGUUUCGCGACCAAAUUGCUAUCGCCUUGAUCGGCGCCCCGCGAAUACCCCUCCGAGCGCU